UAUAAACGUGUCAAAUUCAUCAGUUGCAGAUUCACUGGUGAGGAAGACGGACGUGCGGUUGCUCCUUGCACUAGUUCGCCGUAGUUGCUUCUCAUUUUAGAAGCAAAGGAAAAAAAUGGAGAACGGAAUGGAAGAAACCCUGAUGUUUGACAAAAGUUUGUUGUCCAGAAUAGACUUUGAGGAAAGGUCAAAGGCUAAAUUCCAUCCAGCUGCAUCACCUUCCAAUCCUGGUGAUUCGCUGGUUCUGAGACCGUUGAGUACAGCAGAUUUCGAAAGAGGAUAUUGUCAGCUUCUCAGCGGGCUCACAAUUGUUGGAGAAGUAACUCCGGAAAAAUAUUUGGCCACAUUUAAUGCCAUGAAGGAGACUGGCAUUUACUAUGCCACAGUCGUGGAAGACACCAGCAGGAACCUCAUUGUGGCAACGGCAACUCUUAUUCUAGAACAGAAAUUCAUCCACGAAUGUGCCCUGAGAGGGCGGAUAGAAGAAGUUGUGGUCAACAAAGAUUACAGGGGGCAGCAGCUUGGCAAACUACUCAUGUCAGUGCUGACGCUCCUAAGCCAGGACCUGGGAUGCUACAAGACCACACUGGAGUGCGCGGAGAGCAACAUUCCAUUCUAUGAGAAGUUUGGCUACGUGAAGGACAAGGAGGUGUACAUGCAGAACAGGCAUUGAGCACAGUUAGGCAGGAACUGAAACGUUCACAUUCAAGCAAAACUAUUUUUCAAAUGCGACCUGCUCUGUGCAAAAAUGCCCUAACACUUUGUUUGUUCAUCGAGUACGUAAUUUAAAAACUACGGACUCCGUGCCCUUUCAACAGAUUCAGAGGGAGAGUUAGGGUCGACCACUGUGAGGGACAUUUGAAUGCAUUGCUUACACACCUGACGUGCCGAGUUUGUGCAAAUUACAGUUGGUCAAGUUUUAUAUGUUAAAAACAAAAUCUGUCACAAAUUUUUAUUCAAAAAAAGCUUGUACAUUUAUAUUAUACAUGUUUUUAGAAAUGUCUGAUAGGCCAUCAGCCUGGGGUUUGGUCAGUAUCAAGUGAGGGGAAUAAUGGUCAUUGUGAUUUUUGGCAAGGUAUGCACCCCUGUAGUUGGAAAAUAUGUGAUAGCAUUGCAGCA
Messenger RNA from Patiria miniata (bat star), 1119 nucleotides. RefSeq names its product glucosamine 6-phosphate N-acetyltransferase-like (gene gnpnat1). Gene Ontology annotation, cellular component: endoplasmic reticulum; endoplasmic reticulum-Golgi intermediate compartment; Golgi apparatus. NCBI's taxonomy places the organism in Eukaryota, Metazoa, Echinodermata, Asteroidea, Valvatida, Asterinidae. Gene Ontology annotation, biological process: UDP-N-acetylglucosamine biosynthetic process. The coding region runs from base 116 to 673 and encodes 185 amino acids. Gene Ontology annotation, molecular function: monosaccharide binding; glucosamine 6-phosphate N-acetyltransferase activity. The transcript is spliced from 6 exons. The record is from RefSeq and is a predicted model, not a curated record.